AUGGAAGCUCUUGAUCCUCUUAGUCAGGAUCCCAGGCCAUCUGAGGAACGUGCCAUUAAAAACGAUCAACCUUACCAUUUAAAUUAUGAAUGGAACGACGUCCCAUCUACAUUCAAAACAAUCAAUAAGGAUGGUCAAUACAAACAAUUUUCUCCAAUUCCUUAUAUCACUAGUUAUAUUCCUACAUUGAAUACGCCUGCUGCUACCGCGGAGCUUAUGAAGGAAGAAAGGGAAGUAAAUCUACAGAAAUUAAGGAAUUACUAUCAUAAGGAAGCAUUGGACUCUUUGGCAACACGGAAAGAUAGCUAUGUCUCUCAAAGUACCAAUUCGCCUCAGAGCAGAUCUUCAAGACGUAGGACCUCACUAUCCCAUAGAUUCUCAUCAUGGAACAUGGAUCGUCUUCCUGAAGAGCAGAAGUCCACAAAUUCUUUUAGCAUUGACACUACUCAGGAAAAUCAGGCCACUGAGGCAGCAAAGGUUUACAUUAAGUACCGUCAGAAAUUUUCAUCGAACUGCGACUCUUUUUCUUCCGGUGAGAUAUCUGAACGUGAGGAAAAUAUGUGGGUGCCGAUUGCUAGGUGGCAACCAAGCUCUCCGGACAUGGAGCCAAAGCUGUACACAUCCUAUAAAAUCAAACUCAACGUUCCUUAUUCAGAAACAUGUCCAAUUACUAUUACUAAGCUGUAUCCCCCAAUUUUUAGUGACACUAGAGUGCCUGCCCUAACAUAUCAUUCCAUUGUUAAUUUGGAUAGCUGUUUGUAUAUUUUUGGAGGAAUGUCACCAUCCUAUUCUUUCUCCGAAGUUUCCCCGGACUUAUCCAGUUUUCACGUAGACGGAAUAAAACACCUUCCGCCUCCAUUAGACGAAACAAUCAUUAAUAACCCGGCUAUGCUUCCAAGUAAUAAGUUGUACACAUUUUCUUAUACGUCAACAAAGUGGACUGAAGUGAAUGCCACAGGACAGAUCCCUCCCGCUUUAGUUUGUGUCCAGGGCUCUAUUUUAACCGACAGGCAUAUAUUCUAUUAUGGUGGCUUUGAAAUAAAACACGAAGUUUCAAUUGAUCCUAAAACAAACGAAUACUACAUUAAAAAGCGAGCAAUAUUGAACGAUACUGCAUAUAUAUUGGACACUUUGUGCUACAAGUUCACCAAAUUACAGCUUGUUGCGCAACCUACAAAAUACGUGAAAUAUCCGAAUACAGUCCCCAGAUUUGGACAUCUACAGGUUUCAUUGAAAACACACACCCAUAAAUCUACCAGAAGUUCAACAUCAGGUACUGAUUCUCCCCCUUCUUCAUUGUCAUCCUCAACAGCUGAAAAGAAUUCCUCUACUAAUACUUUCGAAGACCCUAUGAUGAAUUUUGUAUCCUCAUCAAUGGCAUUGAGUUCCGAUAAUAUCAUUUCCCCAACCUCAUCAAGUUCACCCGGUGUUUACAGCAUUUUAAUUAUGGGUGGUUAUAGAGAAGGCGGAGAUGGCAAGUUCAUACCGAUAUCCGAUUUAUGGAAGGUCGAAGUGACCGUCCUAUCUCGGGGCAAACGUAACUUUUUGAAGUUUGCUGACACCGCAUUAGUGACAAUAAUAUCUAGAUUACCACAAAACGCAGUUGAUGAAGCAUUUCUGAGGGACUAUUACAAAAAAUGGCCUUUACCUAGAGGUUUUAUGGCAUCUUAUGUCGUAGAUACAGACUCUUUGAGUCCGAAAUCUAUGGACGCAGAUCUGUUAGACAGACUAAUGCAUAAUUUCAAAAUAGUUGACAAUAUUAACGAUGAACCCGUUGUAAACGAGCCGAUGAUUCCAGGAAGAACCAUGAAUUCCAGCACUAGUCCCAAAAGAUUAAAUAAGUCGCUAAUAAUACAUGGAGGUUCCGCAAAUAAGUUUAUUCACGGUGAUAUGUGGUGUUAUGAUUUAGAUGAGGGAACUUGGACAAAACUAUCAUUGAAAGCCAAGGACAAAGAGACCGGAGAGCUCAAAAUAGUUGAAUUUCCUCUUACGGGACACACUUUUGUACAUAAUAAACAGAUCACCGUGGUAAUUGGAGGAUUGAGCCAAAAAGACGUGGAUUCUUCUUUAUACUGGAAAGACUACAAGUAUGACGAAAAACAUCAACAUCCCAUGCAUGAUACCGAUGGAACCUUCACGUUCAUCAGUUUACCAUCUCGGGUAAUUAGAAACUUCGAAGUUGUUAACAUCAUGAAUAGAGCCAGAACAAAAUAUACGGAAGAUAUGCCUUUGUCUGCGCUGAGACUAUCAUGUAAUCCCAUCGUCUACGAUCAAGACUACAUAUGGACGGUAGGAGGUCUUAUAACGGAUACGGAAAGCUGUGAUGUUUUCCUACGUGGUGCAAUAUCAUUGGUAAACUUACCAUUGAUUGAUAUCCCAGGUGUAUAA
Messenger RNA from Kluyveromyces lactis, 2388 nucleotides. It is a transcript of the gene GPB1, whose product is annotated as Gpb1p. Lineage: Eukaryota; Fungi; Ascomycota; Saccharomycetes; Saccharomycetales; Saccharomycetaceae. The record is from RefSeq and is a predicted model, not a curated record. The transcript has a single exon. Bases 1 to 2388 code for a protein of 795 amino acids. Gene Ontology annotation, molecular function: protein binding. Gene Ontology annotation, cellular component: cell cortex of cell tip.